AUGGCAUCGACGAUGGCAGCUAGUUUAGUCGCCGGAGUGAGUGAGAAGUUCGCCUACCUGGCGUCUUUAAGGGACCCAAGGACCGCCGGUUGGAGCCUCACGGCGGACCUGAGGUUCAUGUUGCCAGUGUGUCUCGGCUACCUUUACGUGGUGAAGAUAGCGGGUCCGCGAUGGAUGGCGAGCCGCAAGCCCUACAACCUCAAGUGGACCAUCAUGGCGUACAACUUGUUUCAGGUGACUGCGAACGCUUUCUUCUUUGUGCAGUACAUGCGUUUCGCCUAUAUCAGAGGAAACUACAGUGUGUUCUGCCAGGGCAUCGACUAUUCCCGCAACGAGAAUGAGAUGGCACUCCUGCGAGUGUCCUGGUGGUACCUCUUUGUGCGGAUCGCCGACUUCAUGGACACUUUCUUCUUCGUGGCUACGAAGAAGUUCUCCCACAUCACGUACCUGCACGUCGUUCACCACUUUCUGGUCGUACUCAACGGCUGGUUGUACAUCAGCUACGGAGGUGGCGGUCAGUUCAUCAUGAUCCUGUGCCUCAACGCACUCGUGCACGUGAUUAUGUACGGCUAUUACUUCCUGUCCGCGCUUGGACCUAGUAUUCAAAAAUACUUGUGGUGGAAGCGGUACCUCACCAGGCUGCAGAUCUUCCAGCUCGUCUUUCUUACGCUGCACGGCUGUAUUCCUCUGGUGUAUGAUUGCGGAUUCCCCAGAUUCCUCGUAGUGCUCGCCCUUCCGCAAGCGUUUGUGGUCCUCACGCUCUUUGUCAACUUCUACAUUCAGUCGUACACCAAAACGCGAAAACCCGAACUUUGCAUCUCUCAAGCGCGUAAAGAGAAAUAAAUGAGUAAUUAAUUUAGCGUAUACUGUUUGUUUCGCAUGUGUGGCUGCGACUAGACGAUAGUUUUGGAUGGGCUAGACUGAAUUCGGUAGGAAUGUUGUGGAGGAUGUUGUUCCCUGGGGUGUUACGCAGACUCAGGUAUUCUCCUUCUGUGAGACCAUGUCUGUCCCCCGGCUUAUAGUCCAAGACAUAAGAACCACAAGCUAUUAACGAGUUCUUUGUUAUUUAAUGGC
Molecule: messenger RNA, 1074 nt
Organism: Ixodes scapularis (black-legged tick)
Lineage: Eukaryota; Metazoa; Arthropoda; Arachnida; Ixodida; Ixodidae
Product: elongation of very long chain fatty acids protein AAEL008004
Exons: 1
Coding region: 1-843 (280 amino acids)
Biological process (GO): sphingolipid biosynthetic process; very long-chain fatty acid biosynthetic process; fatty acid elongation, monounsaturated fatty acid
Cellular component (GO): endoplasmic reticulum membrane
Molecular function (GO): fatty acid elongase activity
Source: RefSeq, a predicted model, not a curated record